Molecule: messenger RNA, 429 nt
Organism: Protopolystoma xenopodis
Lineage: Eukaryota; Metazoa; Platyhelminthes; Monogenea; Polystomatidea; Polystomatidae
Source: the annotation of a GenBank genome assembly
AUGACGUUUUUGAGUCCUCCCUGCACUGAAGUUGCGCAGUUGUGUCGAUUCCGGCUGUUGCGUGAGCAUGAACAGGACAACUUCCGUCUCGAGUGGGCCAAUUGCAUUGACCGGCCGGUCGCCUGGACUCGCGCAACCGAGGCAACCAGAAGCCGAGAAAGAGGAAGAAGCGACUGCCUCUGCUCCGGGCCCUACAGGCCACACUGGCCCGGGCCUCAGCGGCCAAAUGUACCGGUUUGCUUCUGCCAGAGUCCAUCGGAAGCCGACACGUCCGAGCCACGAUCAGUGAUCACUUGCUGCCUCCUGCCGUCUUCACUCCGUUCGCGUCGCUCUUCACAUCGCCAUCUUCCCACCGUACCGCCGCCCAGUUGCCGGCCCCCGACGACAAAACCCCAUUCAGGGUACCACUUCGAUCGGACAACCCUCUAA